This is a messenger RNA of Capsella rubella, 2497 nucleotides long. RefSeq names its product ARMADILLO BTB ARABIDOPSIS PROTEIN 1. The record is from RefSeq and is a predicted model, not a curated record. NCBI's taxonomy places the organism in Eukaryota, Viridiplantae, Streptophyta, Magnoliopsida, Brassicales, Brassicaceae. The transcript has 19 exons. Bases 1 to 2358 code for a protein of 785 amino acids. Gene Ontology annotation, molecular function: protein binding.
AUGUUGUACCCAAAGAAAAGGGAACGACACGAGGGAACAAUUUCAAGUUGCCUCCGAAACGAAAAACAAAAUUUCCCUGAAGCGCCACAACGCUUUGGUAUUAUAAAGAAAAACAAAAAAGGCCUCUUCUCAAAUCUUCUCUCGUUAUCUCUCAGAGCGCCUCUCAAAUUCUCCGUCAGAUCUCAAAGACUCUACCCAUCCGCGAACAUGGAGAGACACCCGAAGCGUCAGCGAUCCACAAGCUUCCUCGCCAGAAACUUGAAGCGAAAACGCUGUCUCACCUCAGAUGUUGCUCCAGUCGUCAAGCAAUUUACCGAGGUUGACGAGGAACAGCUAAGUCUCACCGCCGCGAUCCGUCGCCACGUCGAGGUUCUUGACUCCAUCUUCUCAGACGAUGAACCUGAUCUCGAAGAUGUCGAAGACGCUGCUGGUGAUAUCGCCGACCUGGCUAAAAUCGACGAAAAUGUGGAAAUCAUCGUUGAAAAUGGGGCUAUCCCUGCGUUGGUGAGAUAUUUAUCGCCGUGGUCUUACGAAGUUGACGCUGAUGUUCCCAAAUCUUGCAAGCAUAAGCUAGAGAAAGAUUGUGCUGUUGCUCUUGCACUUAUUGCUGCGGUUCAGCCUAAUUACCAGCAGCUCAUUGUGGAUGCUGGAGCUAUAGUUCCCACCGUGAAGUUGUUGGAGCGACGGGUUAUUUGUUCUGGAUGCACGGCUGCUAAUGCUGUUAUUCGGAGAGCCGCUGAUAUUAUCACUAAUAUUGCUCAUGACAAUCCAAGGAUUAAAAAAGACAUAAGGGUUGAAGGUGGCAUUCCACCACUUGUCGAGCUUCUAAACUAUCCGGAUGAGAAAGUACAGAGGGCUGCAGCAGGGGCUUUGCGGACAGUUUCUUUUAGAAACGACGAGAACAAGAUCCAAAUUGUGGAGUUGAAUGCUUUGCCCACGCUUGUAUUGAUGCUUCAAUCAGAAGAUUCUUCUGUGCACGGUGAAGCGAUUGGAGCAAUCGGAAAUCUUGUCCAUUCAUCUCCUGACAUUAAGAAAGAGGUUAUCCGUGUUGGUGCCUUACAAUCAGUAAUUGGUUUACUUAGCUCUACUUGUUUGGAAACACAAAGAGAGGCAGCAUUAUUAAUAGGCCAAUUUGCUGCGCCUGAUUCAGAUUGCAAGGUGCACAUUGGCCAGAGAGGUGCCAUUUCACCACUGAUCAAGAUGCUUGAAUCAUCAGAUGUGCAGGUCGUGGAAAUGUCAGCUUUUGCUCUUGGUCGAUUGGCGCAGGACGCACACAAUCAAGCUGGCAUUGCACAUAGAGGAGGCAUCAAUUCGUUAUUAAAUCUUCUUGAUGUGAAAGCGGGGACUGUGCAACACAAUGCUGCAUUUGCUUUGUAUGGCCUUGCUGAUAACGAGGAAAACGUAGCAGAUUUCAUUAAGACUGGGGGUAUUCAAAAGCUUCAAGAUGAAACAUACACUGUCGAACCGACUAAGGAUUGUGUGGUGCGGACAUUGAAGAGGCUACAGAACAAGAUUCAUGGACCUGUACUAAACCAAUUAUUAUACCUGAUGAGAACAGCCGAGAAGUCCAUAAAAAUACGAAUUGCUCUGGCUCUUGCACAUCUUUGUGACCCUAAAGAUGGAAAAUUAAUUUUCAUGGAUAACAAAGGAGUAGAGUUAUUGUUGGAACUUCUCUAUUUCUCAAGCGUCAAGCAGCAGAGAUAUAGUUCAAGUGCUUUAUACGAAUUAGCUAAAAAAGUUGCAUCUUUUGCACCAGAGGAUUCCGCUCCUGCCUCUCCCACCCAACGGGUGUUUUUGGGUCAAGAAUUCGUGAACAACUCCACUUUGUCCGACGUGACAUUCCUCAUUGAUGGUAAAGAAUUCUAUGCUCAUAAGAUUUGCUUGGUAGCAUCCUCUGAUAUAUUCCGUGCAAUGUUUGAUGGUCUAUACAAGGAACGCAAUGCCCCAAUUGUGGAGAUCCCAAACAUAAGAUGGGAAGUGUUUGAGCUUAUGAUGAGUUACAUAUACACAGGAACAGUUAACAUCACCAAACAUCUGGCUAAAGACCUGCUUGUAGCAGCUGAUCAAUAUCUUCUCCACAGCCUCAAACGUCAAUGUGAAUACAAAAUUGCACAGGAAAUCUCUCUUGAUAAGAUACCAGAAAUGUAUGAGUUAGCGGAAACAUUUAAUGCUGUGGCCUUAAGACAAGCUACCACACUCUUCGUUCUGGAGCAUUUCACUAAGCUCAGCACUCAAUUAUGGUUUGCAAAGUUAGUCAAGCAAAUCAUACCUGAAAUCCGGAGUUUCAUCACUGGCAUUCUCACCAGGCCGGUUCAAGCUAGCCCACCAGCCUUGUAUAAUAAUAUAUAUAAUAACUAGAUGCCGAUUAGAUUAAAAGUGACUCAGUGUAGAUGAAGUGGAUUUUGUUUGAUAAUUGGUCUAUAUUUUGUUACUGCUAUAUAAACCGCUCAAUACAAUAAUAUGAUAUUAAAAGACCCUCAAAGUUAUUUUAUCAUGA